This is a messenger RNA of Coccomyxa subellipsoidea C-169, 1353 nucleotides long. RefSeq lists its product as hypothetical. Lineage: Eukaryota; Viridiplantae; Chlorophyta; Trebouxiophyceae; Coccomyxaceae. The transcript is spliced from 9 exons. The coding region runs from base 1 to 1182 and encodes 393 amino acids. Gene Ontology annotation, molecular function: protein dimerization activity; DNA binding. The record is from RefSeq and is a predicted model, not a curated record.
AUGGCAGACCAAGGGUUGGGAGGUGGCGGGCCGGUCGAGGUGGGAGCUGGACCUGGCGAAGACCCUCCCCGCAAGCGCCUCAGGCACGAAGACCACGAGCAUGUUGCCGCACAGCACAUCGCCCAUGGCCUGCCGCACUUUGCUGCGUACGGAGCCCCGCCCUACGACGGUCACCUGGAACACCUGCUGCGUGAGGGAGACUCCGAGGCGCACGCUCAGGCGCUGGCGCAGGCACAGGCCCAGCUGCAGGCAGCGCACCAAGAGCAGCUGCAGCAGCAGCAGCAGGGGGGCCUGCAGGGUGGCGUGAGUGAGGGUGUCCCUGUUCAGCAGAACCCGGCCACCCCUGGGGUGGACCCCCCCGGCUUCACUUACCGCAACCGCUCCCGCAGGAAGGCCAGCGAGAAGCCUGUGGGGUCAAGCCAGGUCAGGCAGUCGUUCUCUAAGCGCAAGCGCGGCAUCGCCCAGAAGGCGUACCAGCUUUUCAAGAUCACAGACGCAAAGGUGUUCCUGUUUGUCGCCAAUGACAAGGGCGCCUCGUGGGGGUACGCGACGCCUGGCUUUGGCGCCACGCUGUCUCCGGCACACCUGAAGCAGCUGCGCCAGAUGGCUAACCCAGAGGCCGAUGAUGGCACCAAGGACGGCGACGCAGCUAACACGGUGAUUAUGGCGCACCCGCCGGGCUCGGAGAACGAUCCGGACGACCGCGAUGCGUACGUGCAGGACAAUGGAUACGCGGAGGACGCUGACGGCAACAUGAUCGGCGAGGGCGAGGGCGGCCAGGUGCCCGAGGGCUGGCCCUCCCACGAGGCCGCCACCAUCCAGGCGCUGCACCAAGCGGCCGUGAUGAGCGGCGAGCACCAGCAUCAGGGCGGCUAUGAGCACGUGCCCCCAGUCAGCGUCGCCCAGGAGAUGCACCACACCGGAGAGAACCUGCACUUCAUUGCGGAUGCUGCGGCCUCCGCCGCCUUCCUGGGGGAGCACCAGGAGCACGGGGGGCAGCAGGUGGUGCACGGCCAGGAGGCAAACCAGCACCAGCUGCAGCAGCACCAUGACCAGCAGGGCGGCGACUACGCAGGCUCAACAGCGCUUGGAGCGCCGAUGGAGGCGCCUGCCAACGGUGUGCCGGCCAUCGGAGUGCCAUCCCACAUCCAGGGGCAUGGUGACGGCAAGGGCCACCACUGAACAAGCCUUGCAGCCGGCCACUGAGGAUCUAUUCUGUGCCGCAUCAGGGAGUAUGUUUCCUUGCACAAGGAAGCGUUUGUGCAUUCGGGGAUGAAGCCAACUUGAGCUUUGUGAGAUGGGCUGACACAGAAGCGAUUUUGAUUUUGAUCUCUUAAAUAUUGUCGAGGUUGC